AUGGGUGCUCUGUACUAUGGUCUGGGCAGUGCCUCGACAGCUCUGCUCGUCGUUGGAGCUUACAUGCUCUUCACCGGCAGCGGCCAAUCGUUCAACGUUGGAGCUUUCAUUGAAUCGAUUUCGCCGUAUGCGUGGGCAGAUCUGGGCAUCGCCCUCUGCAUCGGUCUUUCCGUCGUCGGAGCAGCAUGGGGUAUUUUCAUCACUGGCUCAUCUAUUCUCGGUGCUGGUGUCAAGGCACCUAGGAUCCGAACAAAGAACUUGAUUUCCAUCAUUUUCUGCGAGGUCGUCGCCAUUUACGGAGUCAUCAUGGCCAUCGUCUUCUCCUCCAAGGUUGGAUUCGUCGACGAUGCCGCCGCUUUUGAUGCGCAGGCCUACUACACUGGAUUUGCCCUCUUCUGGGCUGGUCUUACCGUGGGAGGCUGCAACCUGGUCUGCGGUGUUGCUGUUGGCAUCAACGGUAGUGGAGCGGCCUUGGCCGAUGCAGCAGACGCAACUCUUUUCGUCAAGAUCCUCGUCAUUGAGAUUUUCAGUUCCGUCCUCGGUCUCUUCGGUCUCAUCAUCGGUCUCCUGCUCUCUGGCAAGGCAAACGACUUUGGCUGGAAGGGUUAA
Messenger RNA from Pestalotiopsis fici W106-1, 609 nucleotides. RefSeq names its product V-type proton ATPase 1e-64. Gene Ontology annotation, cellular component: proton-transporting V-type ATPase, V0 domain. Gene Ontology annotation, biological process: proton transmembrane transport. NCBI's taxonomy places the organism in Eukaryota, Fungi, Ascomycota, Sordariomycetes, Amphisphaeriales, Sporocadaceae. Gene Ontology annotation, molecular function: proton-transporting ATPase activity, rotational mechanism. The coding region runs from base 1 to 609 and encodes 202 amino acids. The transcript has 5 exons. The record is from RefSeq and is a predicted model, not a curated record.